Osmerus eperlanus (European smelt) is the source of this 2945-nucleotide messenger RNA. RefSeq names its product adducin 1 (alpha) (gene add1). The record is from RefSeq and is a predicted model, not a curated record. The transcript has 18 exons. Gene Ontology annotation, cellular component: adherens junction; plasma membrane; cytoskeleton. NCBI's taxonomy places the organism in Eukaryota, Metazoa, Chordata, Actinopteri, Osmeriformes, Osmeridae. Bases 170 to 2803 code for a protein of 877 amino acids. Gene Ontology annotation, biological process: positive regulation of adherens junction organization; positive regulation of establishment of endothelial barrier; barbed-end actin filament capping. Gene Ontology annotation, molecular function: actin filament binding.
AGCGCAAGGGUGGUAAAGGGGCGGAGUCAAACAGAAACUACAACAAGCAAAGGGAGCCCUUGGAAAAUACAGCAGGACAGCGGAGUAAAACUGAAAAAAGUGAGCCGCAUUCAUCAAGGAGCAAGUCCACACUACGUAUUUUCUGCUAAAAGAGGGAGCUGACACCAGGAUGAACGGUGACUCAGGUGCCGGGGUGGUGACGGCCCCGCCUCCCACCACUGCGCCCCACAAGGAGCGCUACUUCGACCGCGUGGACGAGACUAGCGCGGAGUACCAGCGGGAGAGGAACAUGGCGCCCGACCUUCGCCAGGACUUCAACAUGAUGGAGCAGAGGAAGAGGGUGUCCAUGAUUCUGCAGAGUCCGGCUUUCUGUGACGAGCUGGAGACCAUGAUCCAGGAUCAGUUCCAGAAGGGGAAGACCCCCACCAGUCUACUGGCCCUGCAGCAGAUCGCCGACUUCAUGACCACCUCCAUGCCCACCAUGUACCCUGCCGCCCCCCAGGGGGGCAUGGCUGCCCUCAACAUGAGUCUGGGGAUGGUGACCCCCGUGAACGACCUGCGUGGCUCGGACUCCAUCUCCUAUGACAAGGGAGAGAAGCUGCAGCGCUGCAGGCUAGCUGCCUUCUACCGCCUCACAGACCUGUUCGGCUGGUCCCAGCUGAUCUACAACCAUCUCACGGUGAGGGUGAACUCUGAAGAGGAGAGAUUCCUGAUCGUCCCUUUUGGUCUCCUGUACAGUGAGGUGUCAGCCUCCAGCCUGGUCAAGGUCAACAUGCAGGGGGAGAUAGUGGACCGGGGAAGCACCAACCUGGGGGUGAACCAGGCUGGCUUCAAUCUCCACUCUGCCAUCUACGCUGCCCGGCCUGACGUCAAGUGCAUCGUCCACAUCCACACACCAGCAGGCGCCGCGGUGUCUGCUAUGAAGUGUGGCCUGCUGCCUAUCUCUCCGGAGGCCCUGUCUCUGGGAGAGGUCUCCUACCACGACUACCACGGCAUCCUCGUGGACCAGGAGGAGAGCCUGCUCAUCCAAAAGAACCUGGGGCCCAGGAGCAAGGUGUUGAUCCUGAGGAACCAUGGCCUGGUGUCUGUGGGGGAGACAGUGGAGGAAGCCUUCUACUACAUCCACAACCUGGUGACGGCCUGUGAGAUUCAGGUGCGCACCCUGGCCAGCGCGGGGGGGCCAGACAACCUGGUGAUGCUGGACCCAGGGAAGUACAAGUCUCGGCCCCGUGUCCCGGAGCCCCCCCCUGAGGGGUCCAGCCCCCAGCCCAAGUGGCAGGUGGGGGAACAGGAGUUUGAGGCCUACAUGAGGAUGCUGGACAACCUGGGCUACAGGACCGGCUACCCCUACCGCUGCCCAGCGCUCCGGGACAAACACAAAAAGUCCAGCGAGGCGGAGCUCGCGUCCUCGGCCGUGGGCUCCUUCUCGUACGGCGAGGACAGCGACUCGGGCGCCCGCUCCCCGCUCAAGCACAGCUUUCAGAAGCAGCCGCGCGACAAGACGCGCUGGCUGGGCUCGGCCGGGCGCCCUGACGGCGAGGAGGAGGGCUCGGAGGCGGGCAGCCCCAAGGCGAAGGCUAAGUGGACAAAAGAGGAGGGGGCUCGCCAGGCGGCAGUAGCCAAUCAGUUCAUCCCCAUGAACACCAACGCCAAAGAGGUGCUGGAGAUGAGGAACAAGAUCCGCGACCAGAACUUGCAGGACAUCAAGACUGCAGGGCCCCAGUCCCAGCUGCUCUGCGGCUCCGUCAUGGAGCGCUCCUUUGUCCAGAGAGAGUCACUGUGGCAGGACGCCCCUCUCUCUGACUGUAUGGACUGUAUUGAUGGCCCUGAUGUGUCAGAGGGGGCCAGUAGCCCUGCUAAGUCCUUUAGAAAGGGGGAGUUGGUGACGGCAUCCAAGGCCAUCAUAGAGAAGGAGUUCCAGCCUCACGUGGUGGUCAGCAAGCAGGGGCCCAACCCCUUCACCAAGCUGACCGACCACGAGCUGGAGGAAUACCGCAAGGAGGUGGAGCUCAAACAGAAAGGACCGGAAGUGCAGGGUUGGGGUCAGGGCGACCAGGCUCCUCCCACCACCACCACCAGCAGCUCAGAGCUCUCUGAGCCUGUGGAGGGACCGCUCCCUACCUCCAUCCCUUCAGGGAAUCCAACCCCCCCUUCGUCUGUCAGUGGCACCCAGCCGGAUCAGGGACAGUCCCGGGACCCCCUCGGCUCCCCGCCUCCCCCCGAAGCCCCCACUGCCGCUGGCCAGGCCUCCGACUCGCCCCCACCCACCUCCGGGAAGGGGAGUCCCAAGACCUCCGGCGAGGGGCCGGUGGGGAGGUCAGAGCCCGAAUCCCCUCAGAAGGAGUUCCACUGUGCGGUCCUGCGGGCGCUGAGCGUGAGCAGCAGGGAGCAGGCCCUUGAGGAGGACCAGCCUCCAGACCAGGAACAGGUAGCGGAGCCUGAGCCGGAGGUCAGAGGUCAGGAGGAGACGCGUACCCCUCCCAGCACCCCCGUCAAAGCAGAGGAAGAGUCCCAGCCUGAUCACACCUUUAAGGACGAGAGCGACGCAGCCACCAUGAGACAGACCCUCCCUGACCUCACCCCGGACGACCCCUCUGACGCCCCCCCCCUCCCCACAGAAGACUCCACGCCCGCCGCCGCAGAGCAGGUUGAGGGGGAGGAGCCCGCCUAUGCCCCCGAAGACCCCGCCGCUGUCGGCGAGGCGGGCAGCGACGGGUCUCCCAGUAAAUCACCCUCCAAGAAGAAGAAGAAGUUCCGCACGCCCUCCUUCCUGAAGAAGAACAAGAAGAAGACAGAAACCUAAUCCCACAUCACGCCACUUCCCCCUUGUUGCUUUCGUCCUCCCUCCCUCUCUCUCUCCGGAGCGAGGCACGCACGCCUACACAUACACAAUCACUCUCUCCUGUAUUUUCCAGCUUUUUUAUCUUGUUUUGUCCGGCUUUUAA